Molecule: messenger RNA, 1011 nt
Organism: Tilletiopsis washingtonensis
Lineage: Eukaryota; Fungi; Basidiomycota; Exobasidiomycetes; Entylomatales
Exons: 2
Coding region: 1-1011 (336 amino acids)
Source: RefSeq, a predicted model, not a curated record
AUGACGACGAGCAUGUCGCGCGCCCGUCCCAGCCUCGCACACCGCGCCGUGUCCGAAAUGGGCAGCGCCCACCACGUCGCCGCCGGCGCACCGCUGCCGCAGGGCGGCGUCGCGCCGCGCUCGCCGUUCCUCGGCCUGCCGCCGGCGUGCGACGCCGACAUGCUGCAGCAGCACGUCGCCAGCGCCGCCGCCGAGCACAAGCAGCGCACGCCGCGCCUCGCCGCCAGCUCCUCGGGCCGCCGUGGCUCCAACGACGCUGCUGCAUCUGGCUCCGCCUCGUGCCUCGCCAUGCGCCGUCUCGGCGGCGAGGCCAUGGCGGCGUCGGCGCCGCGCUCCUCCAACAUGGUCCGCAGCUUCUCCCUGCCCGUGCUCACCGCCGUCGAGCUGCAGCGCCAGCAGGAGGUGCUCAACAUGCGCCACCCGCCGACGGCCGUCAACGCCAUCGGCACGCAGCCGUCGUGGUGGACGCCCGAGUGGGCCGUGCCGGGCGCCGGGCCGUACGCACCCGCCGUCGUGCCGCGCCGCGAGUCGCACUCGGACCUCGCCGACGGCAGCGUCGCCAUGGCGCCGAGCGCCUCGUCGAUGCAGCGCCGCGGCUCCGCCGUGCACGCCGUGACGCUGCCGCUACCGCCGCCGACGACGGGCCUCGGCAUCACCAAGAAGCGCCGCUCGCCGCUCGCCGCCGUCGGCUCCGCCAAGCCGGCGCGCUCGCCGCGUCCGUCGCCGCUCGGCGCCAUCGACAACCGCAUGGCGCCGCUGCGCGAGCGCUCGCUGCACCUCGCCGUCGCCAAGUCGCCGCUGCGCGCCGCCUUCGCCACCGCCGACGAGAACAGCGCCGGCGACUACUUCUCCACCACGCACAGCAGCGGCAGCGACUCGGACGACGAGGCCCUGACGCCGCGCGCCGGCUCGCCCAUGUUCCUCGCCGCCGGCAAGGGCGACGUCGACAUGCUCGACAUCGACUUCAUCCACCCCGACCACCUGGCGCCGCCGCCGAGCCUCCUGGCAUGA